Molecule: messenger RNA, 12551 nt
Organism: Zootoca vivipara (common lizard)
Lineage: Eukaryota; Metazoa; Chordata; Lepidosauria; Squamata; Lacertidae
Source: RefSeq, a predicted model, not a curated record
UAUCUGGCAGCUUCAUUCUCUUGCCAAGGGGGCUUCAGCUGACUAUGGGGCUCUAAUUGCUUCUUUUGAAGAAGCUGGAAUAGGUUUUGAAAGCAGCACAGCCGAACAGUUGACACGAGAUGGCUUCAGACUGCUUCCUGCUGAUAUAUGUGUGUGAGGAGGACUUGGAACACAAAUAUAUGUAGUUUUGCUGGCCUGUUCAAACCAGGACAGAGCAAGGACCUGCUUUUCCAGUGUUUUGGAGCGUGGGCUGGUAAACUAGGAGAGGGAAGGAACUGGCAGAGUUGCCUUAUGGUGUCUUUCUGAGCUGGGCCUCCCCAUCUCACAUGGGAAGCCUUCGUGGUCAAAAGGCACGAAAGCAAUUUUAAGUUUCACACCAAAAUCUGCAGACUGUCGGGAAGCUACGGAAUGCCAUCGCAGUAAUGUUCUUUUUCUUCUGCAGACGAUUUAUACGACUUACCGACUUAUUUAUUUAUUUUGGCAUUUGUUUUGCUUUUCAUGAUGUGGUCAAUCACAUUAUACCAUGGCAAAGCAAAGCAGGCAGGUGAACAAAAAGAGCCUUUCUAGCAUUGCAGAGACAUGAGAUGGUACAAUUGUGUGUGGUGCAUGUGGCCUUGAGUUGAUGCAUUGUUUUGCUCUGAUUGGCAUGUCAGUUCAAGGGGAAAGAACAGCUUUGUCACUCCAAGGCUUUGCCAAAAGGUGGUUUGUGUCAUGGCUGGGUUUCUGCUGUUGCACCAAACUGGCAAGGGAAGUGGUAUCCUAAAAAGAGAGGUCCGUAACUCUAGGCUUGUUGCUCCACAGUUGUUCUUUUGGAUUAUUUUUAUUUUGGCGUAGGGUUCUGGAUUAGCAAAGAUUGACACAGGUCCUGUGUGGCUUCCCCAAGCAAUCGACUCUCCAGGCAGUGAAAAAACAAAACAAAAACCCUCUGCACUGAAAAAAGGGCCUUAACUGGGGUUAGUGGUUUAUUUGCUGUUUUGUGUUUGAUUCCCAAGAUUGCGCCUGCUGCUUGGAAAUGUUGCUUGUGUAUAGAUCAGCAAAGCUUGCCAAUUUGCCAUGCAUUCGCAAAUGCAAGCGCAGCAGGGGAUUUGAAAAGGACAAGACAUGAAAAUAUUUCAGUUUCUAGACAGCGCCUACCUAACCUAAGUCAUACGUCAUGGUUCAAAGAGGUUUGUCUAGAAAUAAAGCCUGUUUCUGGCAGAGCUACUGCAAUUUUCACAGGCAAAAGGUUCACCAGCUGAAUCUGGAAUGGAAGAGCAGUUUUGCAGACUUGGCUGGGCAGAGUUUGGGACACAAUUGACCUAAUUUACUCUCUCUUAUAUAAGUGGUAAAAGAGAGUCGCAAGAGCUGUCUGGAAAAGUUGGCAGAGGCCAUCCCUGGGGCUCAGAUCAUCCUUCACCAUUGUGGUGCCCUGCAGGUGUUUUUGGACAACAGCUGUCAUCAGCCCCAGCCAGCAUGACACAACUGCCUUGUGUGGUUAGCCUUUCAUGAUAGGCUAAUCAGUAGAGUUACCUGAAUUAAUCUAUGUGGGGCAGUGAUAUAGAUUUAAAGUCUCUAGCUAUGUAUGAGGUGACACUCCCUUACACUGAUAGUUGUUGUAAGUCAGGAAAUGGCACAGUCAUUCAUAAAUGUAUUUUGAGCUGUGAAAAUAAGGCUAAGCAUGAGGGUCUGUGAACAGAAACUAGAUCUGAAGUCAAUGCAGGAGGCAAGACUUUGCUUGUGUACAAAGAUCUAUUCUUUACUCAGGUCAUCGUCUUUUUAUUACUUUGCCUUCAAAAUAGUUUCCGCCCACGUUUUCCUGUACAUUUGCCUUCACGGAGAGAGGACUUCACAAGAUGCUCGAUGUUAAAAUCUUAUGAAACCAUUUUUGCUAUUGCUUUUGCAUGAAAAAAGAAAGUGAACUAGACUUUCACUGGUUCACACUACCUCCUUGCAAUUACUUCAUUACUUUUUAUUUUUGGAAAUUGCAAGGGUGAGUUGCAGUCCCCACCCAUGGGUGUUUUUCUGCUCAUUAUUUGGGGUAGAGGCCUCACCUUUUGCCUGGCAGAAUGCACUGUGCGGUUGACUAACAGAAUCAACGCCACUCAAGCCAACUGCAGGCAUUACAAGUGUCAGCAGACAAUUGAGAAGUUUUUUUUGGGGGGGGAUUGCUAGGACAGAACCAAAAAAAUAAGCAUUUUGGGCAAAGAGCACAAGAGUGUACAAAAUUCAGGUGGUUGAGAUAGGAAGGGAAGUGAGGUGGGGCGGGGUAGACACCUUAGAGCCCAAGAGAAUUGGAAGCAGACCUGCCGCUCCUGUUAUCUGCAGUGUUUCUGUAAGAAGCAGCAUGGAGGAAGCCAUUUUGUCUGCCUCUUUCACUGUCAGAGUUAAGAUCACACCCAACAUGGCUAUGCCUUUAUUUCACUGUACAACACCUCUGAUCAUUUCCAUCUGUCUCCUCCUCCUUAGGUAGUAGAGAAACAAAUUCCCUUGGCUGAAUGCAGUCCCAUUGAUUUAAAGCAGUAUUCUCUUGAAGCACAUUCUUGGAAGUUAUGAAGUGUGUGUGUGUGUUUGUUUGUGUGUGAGAGAGAUUCAGAUAUUCCUUCCUUUUCACUCAAGCAAUUUCUGGUUUAUGCAUCUGCUUCUGCUGCUACUACGGUACAUGCAAUGGGCGCUUAAUGAAGACAAGAGAUGACCAUUAUAAAGUACUGUAUUUAAUGUGUUGUUGUUUGCUGAAGCACACAGGUUUUGCACGUUGAGCCUUGCCUAUCGUUUGUUGUUUUUCAGAUAUAGUAUAGCAGUUAUAUAUUGACCUGAUUAGGUUUCAUUGAGUUGAUGAUUCUCAACUUGCAUUUUGUCAGAUCAGAACAAGAUAUUUAUUAUGUAUGUUUUAAGAGUGCAAUCCAUUGUAUUGUGUGCACACCAUUCAUUUAAAGCAUGUUACUUCUUCCCAAAGAAUCCCGUGAACUGUAGUUUGUUAAGGAUGCUGGGAAUUGUAGCUCUGUGGCAGGGGUAAACAACAACAGUUCCCAAUAUUCUUUCGAAGAAGCCAUGUGCUUUCAAUGUACUUUUAAAUGCAUGGUGUGUACAGAGCAGAAGCAUUGCUUAAAACUGCUGAAAUGAAUAGGACAUAGGUUUUCUUAGCAGUGACCCUGAUAACUUCCCCAUCUUCCUUUCCCCUCCCAACAUUUACAUUUCUUGUGGAUUGAAGAAUUAAGCAAAUGCAGGUCAUGCCGAGCUUUGACCUGUAAAAAUGGGUGACCUUAAAAUGGGGCAGAAAUUUGGUUCUCAGAUGCUGAAAAUAGGAACACAGGAAAGCGGUCUUAAACUGACUCAGACCACUGGCCCAUCUACAGUGGCUCAGUAUUGUCCACAAUUACUGGCACUGGGUCUCUAGGGUUUCAGUCAGGAGACCCCACCUCUCUAGGGUUUAAGGCAGCUACAACACUUACCUCUCAAAACAAAACCGUUUGUGGAGCCUUGUAGGCUUAGAUUAGAAUACCAAUCACCUCCUGAGAGUUAUUUCAAUGGUAGUAAACAAUGGCACUCGGUGGGUUUUUUUUGCAGGGAUGGUGAUCUCCCCCCCCCCCCAAGAGUAUACAGAGGAAAAUGAGGUUUCUGUGGCGUGGGCUGAGUAGCUUUUAAUGGGAAAAAUAAAAGAUGCAGGAAAAAUGAUUUUUUUCUCCCCUUGGGAGUCCUUUGUUUGUUGCAACCUCUUUAUGUAUGUUGUGCUGCAUUAUAAUUUCAGCUAAGACUUCAAAAGUGACACCAGGUAUUGGAAGAGAUAAGGUCAAGAGGGAACUGAGUGGUUUGUGCAGGAUGUGUGCAGAAGGCUGCAUAUGGGAGCUUUCCCCUUUUAUACCUGCCGGGAAAGAAUCCCUGAAAAUUACGUAUUAUUAUGAUGUAAUUAACCAAAAGCCCUUAAGGAAGAAUGUGUCUUUUUUUGGAAAGGAAUGUUCUUGUUCUUUCCUUUCUUUCUGAAAAUGGGAGAUCUUGAAAGGAUGAAAGAGAAAGGAAAAGAAGAAGAAGAAUUUAAUACACCACUUUUCUGAUUCUAAAGGAGCUUGAUACCUAUAGGGCCGCUUGCAGAACACAUUAUGAAAAGAAGCUGUAAUUGCUUUUCUUGAACUGAAACUUUGCCUUGACAGUUGCAACUUCCAGGGAGGUUGCCCUGUUUCUUUGGUUGCAGCAAAAGCAACUUAGGUUGCAUACACACCGUAUAUUUAAAUCACACGGCCCCAAAGAAUCCUGGAAACUUGUUGUUACCCCUCACUAGAGCUACAUUGCUCAGCAAUCUAACAAAUCACUCUUCCCAGGUUUUUUUUUUGUGGGUGGGAUGGGGAGACGAGCUUUAAAUUUUUGGUGUGUGUGUAGCCAAAGAAUAUUGCGGCACUUCAAAGACUAAUAAAAUUGUCACGCAAAUUUGAGGCUCCAUUAGGCCCCAUUCUUACUUGAAGGGUAACCGAUUUUGGAGGUGUUGAGGCCCUAGAACAGAGCUUUCCAAACUGUGUGUCGCAACAUAUUAAUGGGUUGGCAGCAGUGUGUAGGUAUGUCACGUGAACGCUCCCUGCAUUUCUCCCAGGGCUGGAAAGGGGUUAGUUUAACCUUUGGUUCACUAGUAAAAUGGAAUUACUGUGUCGUGAUAUGAUGCAUGUGUAAAAAGUGUGUCAUCAACUUGAAAAGUUUGGAAAGCUCUGCUCUAGAGGCUUCUAAAAUAGGCUGUCUUCAAAAAGUCAGAACAGAACCUAGGGCAGGCAUAGGCAAACUUCGGCCCUCCAGAUGUUUUGGGACUACAACUCCCAUCAUCCCUAGCUAACAGGACCAGUGGUCAGGAAUAAGAUACCUAGGGGAUAUCUUAGUGACUAGUUUCUAAGGCCAACUCGCUUAACACUAACUAUUGUUUAGUCAAUACAUACAAACUAAUUUCAUCCCUCUUGAAGGUGAAGAGUUGUUUUUCUCGCUCUGGGAGGAAUGAAUUCUGUAGUCACAAAGCAGAUUGAAUAGUUAAAACCUAGUCAACCUUUUUUCCUAAAAUGCCAGUAGUCUCCCACCACCCUGCCACCUCCUUGUGUAUAGGGGUGAUCAUUGAAGUGUCUUGGAGACGUUUGUUUUAAGAGCAUGGUUUGUGCCUAUGAAAUGGCUGCUGUUUCAGCAACAAGGAGCGUUGGAAGGGAAAUGGAUCUCCUUUCUGGGCAGACUCACUGUGGUGCAAAGGCCUGUAGAGGGAGCCCAGCCCUGUGUGGCCUAUUUGCUCAUGUAUUCCCCUUCUGCUACAAACAGCCUUUGUCCUGGGCGUCGAACAAUGAACGCAAGGACAUUUGGGCCAUGUUCAGGAAGACACAGCUAAACUCGAGAGCUGAAUGUAAAGACUGGUGAUGAGCUUCACUUCUGGGUGUUGCAACAGAUCAUUGUAGUAAGUCAAGCUUGCAGUGCUCCACUGAAUGAGGGUUGUUGUUGUUGUUUAUAAACCCCUCUCCUGUCAACUGUGGACAUUAAAGCUUUGGCUUUAGGGCAGUAGCCACUGAAUGGCAGGGCUUGGAGCUAGCAGCACGUCUUAAUCUUUCCAGGGCUGCUCUGGAGCAAAUGCUGUGCAUUUUGACUUUUGUGAAUCGAUCAUGCUUUCAACACCCAAUGCAGGGAAUUCAUGCACCUGACAAAGUGGGUUCUAGUUCACCAAAGCUGGUGCCGAAAUUAAAAAGUGUUGGGUCUUUAAGGUGCCAUGAGACUCUUUCAGUAAGGAAGGUAGACAUGUUGAAUUGCUUGGGACUUGCUUGGGACUUGCAUCUUGCUUAGGAUUGGGCUACUAUAACAUAGCCUAAGAUAUGGGCAGGGAAUCAAUAAGAGGUUAAAAAGGGCUUGGGUUGGGGAAAAAGUUUAGUGUAGAAUAAUUUAAUUAGUGAGUCUCAGACAUAAAUGAGGAACUCCUGUAUUUAAAAAAGAUUACCCCACAAUACAGCGGUAUUUCUUUCUUUUUAACAUUUUUUUUAUUCCUAGUAAUGGUGACUGAUGAGGAUGAUUGAUUAUUUAUAAAAAUGAGGAUGAUUGAUUAUUUAUAAAAAUAAUAAAUAUUAUUAUUAUUUACUAGCUCAGUAUUGCCCUUGCUGAGGUCUCAUUUGCACUGUACAUUUAAAGAGGUAACAUACCAGUCACUGGGUUCUCCCAAAGAAUCCUAGGGACUGUAGUUUGUUCAGGAUGCUGAGAGUUAUUAGAUGACCCCCCCCCCAAAAAAAAUCCCCCCACAUACAAUUCCCAAAGUUCUCUGGGAAGAGGGAUUGAUUGCUUAACUAUCAUUCCAGUUCCACAGAUUGAUGCGGUUGAUAUGGUUGGGCAUAUAUGUGGUAAGGCAAUAGCUCAGGUAAACCGGUCACAAGCUAUUAAGGGCUUCUUGAUAAAUAAUAGUUGCACACCUUUCUAUUGCCAAGAGAGCGCCAAAAUUGAUAGAUUCCGCCUGCUCCAUUAACAAUAACAACAAUAACAACAACAAUAAAAAUCAUAGCCCCACACCAUAUCUCAGCUCUGUCCCUCCCAUCUCCUCUUUCUGGUAUUUGGAGAAAAGCUACAUCUUUAGCAUCACUGCAAAUACAUGUUGGCUUUUCUUUUUCCAUUUGUGCUAGUCCUUAGCCUUGGUGGAACUUUUUCUUUGGUAGGGUGUGUGGAUUUUUAUGUAUAUAUGUAGGUAGUGCUUUGACUUGACGUGAAGGAUUGCAAUGAUACGAGCUUUAACAGUGAAAAUGGUGGGAGACCUGCCUGCGAUUCAGAAACUGUAUUUAUUCCGAAUUUCCAUCCAGUUUGUUUGGUUGAAUUGUGCGAGUUGCUGAAGCAUUCUGCAGCUGUUUACAUUUAUAUUGAGUUCUGCUCGUGUGUCCUCAUUACCACCACCCCCUCUUUUUUUUUUUAAAAAAGGUAUGUUUUCGAACCUGUUGGUGAUUGAAACAAAAAAUUCAAACUGAGAACAACUGCAGGCAUACAACUUGAUGCAGCUAAAAUACACUUCAAGUUGGAGUUUGCAAACACCCUUUUUUAUUGCAUUUAUACUCAUGUUGGGAAUCUUAAAUUCCAAGCUCCUCCAUCAUUUUGCCUGUUGCAGCUGGGCCACUGGCAUAAAGAGCUUCUCCAUGAAACCUUUUUACAGUACUGUACUUUGCUUCUAUGCGAGUGAAAUCUGCCUCAAGUUUGGCAUAGUGCUAGAACGUGUGCCGGUUAUCUCGGUUAACCGCAUAUCAUAUCUAGAGAGAAGGGCAGUGUCCUUGUAUCUGUGCUGCCUGGAAUAACAGCAGUUCCCGAGAAGCCUGCAAGUUUCUCUUUGAAAUGGCCGGAGCUUUGAAGGGUGAAAUGGUUCUCCACUGAGCAUGCUCACUCUCUGUAGAGGGAGCUUUAAUCACAUGAGCAGCAACUGAAUGAGGAUCUGGUUGAGUCUUCCUCAAAAUAAGAAGACAUUUGCUGUGUUGACAGAAAGCUCGAAUGAGUAAAGGAGAGGCCAGAAGAGAGAUCUGUAUGAAGACAGAGCUGCUGAAAGAUAUCACCAACAGCAAGGAAGAAGGAUUUAAUGCUAUGGCAGCAGAUGAAAAUGCCAUAGAGAAGCAAGUUGGGGAGCCAAAGAUGGCCCCUGAAGGCGAAACCAAUGGCUCCUAUGAAAGCAAUGAAGCCAAGAGCCACCCAAAUGCAGCUAAGAACACUCAGGACAGUGUAAAAGUGAGCCAAGGGGACUCCACUGCGAAGCUGAGGGUAGCGGAGAAUGGCAUUUCUGAGAGAGACAGUGACACUGGAAAGCAGAACCACAUAAAAGCAAGCGAUUUCAUGCAUACUUCGGUCACGGGGAGCAAUGGCUACAUUUUACCGAAGCAGAUGGCUCAGGGGCCACCCAAACGGUCUUCUGGCGGGGCUUUUGCCACGAAAACACUUCCCGCAGGAGGAGGCAAGGCGAAGGCAAUGAGCACCUUUUCCCAGGCACAGGCUGCUCUGCCGGCUAAGUCUGGGGAGGGUGGGAAUGAAAUGGAGGCUAAGAAAUCAACAGCGGUGCCUGCUAGCAUCAAGAUCCACAGAGCUCGAAAGACGAUGCCCAAGCCCCCCUCUAGCCUGCACACAAAUAAAGACCCCAAAGAAACACCCAAAGAAGAUGGAAGAAGGGAUAUUUUGGAAUAUGGGAAGCCCCCCUCUUUGCCCCCUGUUCCUGGCCUUCAUUCUUCUCUACCUCAGAACCAGAGCUAUGUGGCAGCAUCGAAAUCACAGACAGCUGCUUCAGUAUCUAGGAAGAAGAAGCGAAGAAUGGGAACGUACAGCCUGGUUCCCAAGAAAAAGAACAAAGUUUUGAAACAGCGGACUAUGAUUGAGAUGUUCAGGCUCCAUUCCACUUCAGGUGCCAAGGUUGAAAAGGGCGAUGCUAGCCCUCAUGUGAAUGGGGAGAGCUUAGAUGCGGAUUCUGAAGAAGAGGACUCAGAUGAAAUGGAAGAAGACAAUGAACGUGGAACUGAGCAGCAGGCUGCCUUCCCUGCAGAGGAGAACAGAAUGGCUAAGGAGGGAGUUGUUGAUGGCAGCCGUGCCAGAAAGAUUGUCCAUGGUGAGUCCGAAGAGGAGCAAGACUCUGUAGAUUCCGGGGAAGAUGAGGAAGACGGUGACGAGUCUGACUUGGCCUCAGCAGGGGUCUGCCCUUGCUUGCCAGAUGCCAAGACAAGGGCGUGGUCCAGACCGGCAUGGUCGAGGCUGGAGCAAGCAGGACAGAAGCAGGGGCGUAGUCCAAACAGGGACUAUCCAGGGCCAUCUUUCACAGGAGGCAAGAGUUCGGAAUCCAGCCUCAAGAAGAAGGUGAUGAAGAAGAAAGGCAAGAUGGACAGUCCCUGGCUGAAACCCACCCGGAAGAGGAGGCGGAGGAGUAAAAAGAAACAAGCUGGUGCAUUGGGUUCGGAAACCUACAAGUCUUCCUUAGAGAGUGGAGAAGGAACUGGGGUGGAGAAUAACAUGGAGUACAUGGAAGUCUCUCUGGAUUCCUUGGAUCUCCGAGUGAAGGGAAUUCUAUCUUCGCAAUCAGAAGGUCUUUCCAAUGGCCCUGAAGCAAUGGAAACAGAAGGCCUCCAGGAAGCGCCUCUCUGUGGCUGUCGAAUGGAAACUCCCAAAAGCCGGGAUAUCACCACACUAGCCAAUAAGCAGUGCAUGGCAACCGAGAGUGUGGACAAGGAGCUAAGCCGGUGCACAAACCACGUGCUGAAAUAUGACCUGAUGCGCCCUUCUAACAAAGUCCAGUUCUUGGUACUUUGUGAGGACCACAGAGGGAGGAUGGUGAAGCAUCAGUGCUGCCCAGGUUGUGGCUUCUUUUGCACUGCGGGCACUUUCAUGGAAUGCCAGCCAGAAAGCAGCGUCUCCCACCGGUUCCACAGGGAUUGUGCCUCCCAGGUCAAAGGCACGAGCUACUGCCCACACUGUGGGGAAGAGGCCUCGAAUGCCAAAGAAGUGACUAUAGCAAAGGCGGACACAACCUCCACACUUUUGCUGGGCUAUGAGCUGAAGAAACUUGGGACUUCUGAGGGGAGGGCAGACACGACAACUGGAAGUGGGACUGCAGCACAGCUGUCUGAAGAAGUCCGGUCUGAGACUUCGUCUGCUGAGGGGUCUGACUUGGCCAGGACAUCUGCCUUUCCCAAACCUGCCCCAGCCUAUCUCUCCCAGGGACCAGGGAAAGAAACCUUGGAAAGCGCUUUGAUCGCCCUAGAUUCCGAAAAACCCAAGAAAUUACGGUUUCACUCAAAGCAGCUGUACUUCUCUGCACGGCAAGGGGAGCUGCAAAAGGUUCUUCUCAUGCUGAUGGAUGGGAUCGAUCCGAACUUCAAGAUGGAACACCAGAACAAGAGAACUCCUCUCCAUGCAGCAGCAGAAUCAGGACACAUUGAUGUCUGCCACAUGCUGAUCCAGGCCGGCGCUAAUAUAGACACCUGCUCUCAGGACCAGAGGACCCCCCUUAUGGAAGCAGCGGAGAAUAACCAUCUGGAGACUGUGAAAUACCUCAUCAAGGCUGGAGCAUUAGUGGAUCCCAAGGAUGUGGAAGGUUCCACCUGUUUGCACCUGGCAGCCAAGAAGGGCCAUUACGAUGUGGUGCAGUACCUCCUGUGCAACGAGCAGGUGGAUGUCAACUGCCAGGAUGAUGGAGGCUGGACACCAAUGAUAUGGGCUACUGAGUACAAACACGUUGAGCUGGUGAAGCUGCUGCUGGCCAAAGGGUCAGACAUCAACAUCCGGGACAAUGAGGAAAACAUUUGUUUACACUGGGCUGCUUUUUCGGGGUGCGUCGACAUUGCUGAGAUUUUGCUGGCUGCUAAGUGUGACCUGCACGCAGUGAAUAUCCACGGAGAUUCCCCACUGCACAUCGCGGCCCGAGAGAACCGCUACGAGUGUGUAGUCCUAUUUCUUUCGCGUCGUUCGGACGUUACCCUGAAAAACAAAGAGGGCGAAACUCCCCUGCAGUGUUCGAGCCUCAACUCUCAAGUCUGGGUUGCUCUGCAAAUGAACAAGACCAUCAAGGAUUCGAUGCCUGACAAGCCCGUCCAGGUGGAGAAGAUACUGAGCAGAGACAUUGCCCGGGGUUAUGAACGUAUCCCGAUUCCUUGCGUCAAUUCUGUCGACGCCGAGCCCUGUCCUAGUGACUACAAAUACGUUUCGCAGAAUUGUGUGACGUCCCCCAUGCACAUUGAUAGGAACAUCACUCAUUUGCAGUACUGUGUGUGCAUAGACAACUGCUCCUCCAGCAACUGCAUGUGUGGACAGCUGAGUCUGCGCUGCUGGUAUGACAAGGAUGGCCGGCUCCUGCCGGAAUUCAGCAUAGGCGAGCCGCCUUUCAUCUUUGAGUGCAACCAUGCCUGCUCAUGUUGGAGGAAUUGCCGGAAUCGUGUGGUGCAAAAUGGGCUCCGGGCUCGAUUACAGCUUUUUCGGACGCAGAAGAUGAACUGGGGCGUGCGGACAAUGCAGAACAUUCCACUGGGGACCUUUGUUUGCGAGUACGUUGGAGAGCUAAUUUCUGAUUCAGAGGCAAAUGUACGGGAAGAAGACUGCUACCUUUUUGAACUUGACAACAAGAACAAAGACGUGUACUGCAUAGAUGCCCGCUUUUACGGCAACAUCAGCCGCUUCAUCAACCAUUUCUGCGAGCCCAACCUGACCGCCGUACGAGUGUUCAUGUCCCACCAGGACCUGCGCUUCCCCAGAAUUGCAUUCUUCAGUACCAGGAAUAUCCAAGCGGGAGAAGAGAUUGGGUUUGACUAUGGCGAAAGGUUCUGGCAAGUCAAGAGCAAGUACUUCAGUUGCCUGUGCAACUCUCCCAAGUGCAGGUACUCCAGCGCCGUUCUGGCUCAGAGGCAGGCCAGCACUUCCUCAUCCCAGGAGGUGUUGGAGGGCAGGCUGCCUGACACAAGCUCUACAAUAGCAGUGGCAACAACCUCAUUUUGAGGGCUUUCUACACACCUAGAAAGAAGAAACACCACCACAGAUUGUAAGAUAUUUCUUUUUUAUAUAUUUUCAAGAAAGGAGACUUCCCCCUCCCGUAAAAAAACAAAACACAAAAUCCUACCCCAUAGCCCUGCAGCAGUCCAGCAUUGAAGUUUUUUUUUUUUGCUAUUGAGUGUUACUGGAGGAAGGAGCCAGGCACCUUCUGCUCGUCACAGAUGACGCAGGUCCACACCGCUUUCUUCUUCCACCCGCAGCAGACCAGGAAGUAGCUGGCUUGCUAAUGCAGGCCCAGGGGCAGCUGUUCUCAUCCUUCCGUGCUGAGAGACCCUUUAGAGGCCUCUCUUAAUGUGAUCCCUGUUCUCCGAGCCAAGGAAGAGGUCUUCCGCCCACCCCCCUGAUUCCCCCACCUGAAAGGACAAAAUUUGAACGAAUUGCUGAUGUUGUAGUAAAACUCUGGAUACUUGAUGAAAGGUGAUGGUGAUAAUUAGGAUGAUGAAUUCUUGAAGCCAAACCCACCUCCUUGGCACAAGCACCGGGGCCAGCUUACCUUUGCAGGCAAACCUUCCUUUCUCGCUCAUCGUCCGAGGAUUGAAAUGGAACUAAUUUCGAACAAGGUGCCUGUCUGACCUAAGCCAGCGUAUUUGCUGUUCUCCGUCACAACCUCUUAAUUAUUUGUCUAAGCCACACAGAGGUUCUCCCAAGUCCAGCUAGGGGCUUCUCCAUUACAGAGAGUUUCCUUUUUUCCCAGUGUUUCAGCGCAUACACCCCUAUCAUGCUCUGGGAGCCUGGAAGGAAUAUGUCUUACAUAACACUAACUCUGGAAAAGGAAUUGAGUUGUUUUUUUUCCCCAUACGGAGAAACUCUCACUUACAGAGAGACCCUCUUCCAGGCAUUUCCUGAAGCAAAUGCUCAGCCUGGGCACCCCUGAGAACAUGGUGGCAAAGAAGAUCUAACUGUGCCAUCGCUGUUUUUCUGAAUUCAUUCAUUUCUUCCCCAUGACUCUCCAUGUAAAGCUACACAUUGUGAUGCUGAUGGUUGGAUUGAACUGAUUUCUCUUGUACCAUACUUGGGGGAGCUGAACAGAAAAGCAACUCACCCGAGCAACUCAACGGUGCUGAUUUUUGUGUGAUUUCCCCCCCCCUCAC